Condylura cristata (star-nosed mole) is the source of this 1940-nucleotide messenger RNA. It is a transcript of the gene CREM, whose product is annotated as cAMP responsive element modulator. Bases 185 to 1267 code for a protein of 360 amino acids. Gene Ontology annotation, biological process: regulation of transcription by RNA polymerase II. NCBI's taxonomy places the organism in Eukaryota, Metazoa, Chordata, Mammalia, Eulipotyphla, Talpidae. The transcript is spliced from 10 exons. Gene Ontology annotation, molecular function: DNA-binding transcription factor activity, RNA polymerase II-specific; protein binding; RNA polymerase II cis-regulatory region sequence-specific DNA binding. Gene Ontology annotation, cellular component: nucleus; ATF4-CREB1 transcription factor complex. The record is from RefSeq and is a predicted model, not a curated record.
CCGCCGGCGCCGGCGCCGGGUUGCUGGGCGGCGGCGCCGCUCCUGAGCGGCGGUCGGGCUUGCCGUCUCCACCUCCUCCCGUCCGUAAUCAGUGACGAGGUCCGCUACGUAAAUCCCAUCGCGGCGGGAUAAAUAAAGAAGAAAACGGGAAAGGAGGAGAACAUUGAUUACAAAUGUCUUAAUAAUGAACAAAUGUGGCAGGAAAAAAUAUAUUAAGACAAAUCUAAGACAAAUGACCAUGGAAACAAUUGAAUCUCAGCAGGAUGGAAGUGUAACAGAUUCUGUGGCAGAGAGCAAAUCUGCUCAUAUGCAGACUGAGACUGGUCAAAAUUCAUUCCCUACUUUAGCGCAGGUUUCUGUAGCUGGAUCAGGCACCGGAAGAGGCUCCCCAGCUGUAACCCUAGUACAGCUACCUUCGGGCCAAACUGUACAUGUCCAGGGAGUAAUUCAAACACCACAGCCAUCAGUUAUUCAGUCACCACAAAUACAAACUGUUCAGGUAGCAACAAUUGCAGAGACAGAUGAUUCUGCAGAAUCAGAAGGUGUAAUUGAUUCUCAUAAACGCAGAGAAAUCCUUUCACGAAGACCCUCUUAUAGAAAAAUACUGAAUGAACUUUCCUCUGAUGUGCCUGGUGUUCCCAAGAUUGAAGAAGAAAAAUCUGAGGAAGAAGGAACGCCGCCUAGCAUCGCUACCAUGGCAGUACCAACUAGCAUAUAUCAGACUAGCACGGGGCAAUACAUUGCUAUAGCCCAAGGUGGAACAAUCCAGAUUUCUAACCCAGGAUCUGAUGGUGUUCAGGGACUACAGGCAUUAACAAUGACAAAUUCAGGAGCUCCUCCACCAGGUGCUACAAUUGUACAGUAUGCAGCACAAUCAGCUGAUGGCACACAGCAAUUCUUUGUCCCAGGCAGCCAGGUUGUUGUUCAAGAUGAGGAAACUGAACUUGCCCCAAAUCACAUGGCUGCUGCCACCGGUGACAUGCCAACUUACCAGAUCCGAGCCCCAACGUCUGCUUUGCCACAGGGAGUAGUGAUGGCGGCUUCACCAGGAAGCUUGCACAGUCCCCAGCAACUAGCAGAAGAAGCCACACGCAAACGAGAGCUGAGGCUAAUGAAAAACAGGGAAGCUGCUAAAGAAUGUCGACGUCGAAAGAAAGAAUAUGUAAAAUGUCUGGAGAGUCGUGUUGCAGUGCUGGAAGUUCAGAACAAGAAGCUUAUAGAGGAACUUGAAACCUUGAAAGACAUUUGCUCUCCUAAAACAGAUUAGUAGAAAUAUUUAACUAUGAACUGAUUACAACAUGUACAGUUGCUUUUGAAGGCAAUACAAUAUAUAGCCGGCAAGAAUUAUGGCUUUUUUUUUUGUAUCAUUCAUCGUAUUCUCUAAUCUCUAACAUUCCUAAAAUGCUUCACUGUAUGUAGUUAAUUCUUAGCUGUAACUUCAAUUUUUUCAAAGAAACAAACUGUAAACAAAGUUUGUAACAAAUUCUUAAACUGCAAUAUUUGUAAGACUUGUUCCGAUGCCACAGUUCCCAAUUUACAGUUCCCAAUCUCUAUGUCAUGAAUAGUGUCCUAUGCAAUAAUUUUUUUUGCAGGUCUUUAAGAAUCAUUUUAGGAAAGGAUGAUCAAAGAUAAUGCAUCCAGCAGUACAAUAAGAGUAAACCACAUAAAAUACCUCAGGAAAGAAUUGAAAGAAAGAAUUGAAAGAAUCUAAUGACAUGCCUAUAUGAAAAUAAUAGCCUAUAAAUGAAUUUAUGGCAUUUGCAGAUUUUUUUAUAUUAGUUGCUUUGUAACGAAAAUAUUGUAUUGCUGUCUUUGAAUGCCAGAGUUAAAGAGUUUUUAAUAGAACCAUGUUGGUUACACUUCAUAGUGUGUGGUGCUCAUUUAACUAACUGAAUAUUUACUACAGUUUUUAUUCUAUUGUAUAAUAUAAAGAUAUUGCA